Molecule: messenger RNA, 1293 nt
Organism: Thyridium curvatum
Lineage: Eukaryota; Fungi; Ascomycota; Sordariomycetes; Thyridiales; Thyridiaceae
Exons: 1
Coding region: 1-1293 (430 amino acids)
Biological process (GO): regulation of DNA-templated transcription
Molecular function (GO): DNA-binding transcription factor activity, RNA polymerase II-specific; zinc ion binding
Source: RefSeq, a predicted model, not a curated record
AUGUCCGCCAGAAAGAUCCAGUCGACCCCGUGGAGAAGGAAAGCCUGUACCGCCUGUACUAAGGCGAAGCGACGGUGCAACAAAGCCUCACCUGCCUGCCGGCGAUGCCGGGAAAUGGGAGGAGCAUGUGUCUAUCCCCUGACCAAACAACUCUCCACGCCUGGCGACGCUGUCAAUGACCUGCCAACAAACCUCGCUUAUGACGAUGUCAAUGCGCUUUUCGAAAGCACCGAAUCAUCACAAGCAGACGUGGAACUUUGGGAUAGCCUUACUCCUGCAGGUUCAUCUGUGGCAGAUGUUGGAAUCUUGCCCCAAACAAGCGACAAUUCUUCAAAUUUGAGGGCUCCUCAACCCCUUCCGCGUAGCGAUAACCCUGUCUGGUUUCUCGCUCCAGGAAGUUUCUCUGUCAGGUACUCUUCCGAUCAUGCCGCGACAAGCAGGCUCAUCACCUCCAGAGUCCUCAAACAUACCGCCAAAGAGCUGUCAGAGAUCUGGCCCAAGAUGUGGGUGUCAAGGGGAGAGACUCCGUUUAUCCAUCGGUCAUUAUACCAGUGCAAGAUGCCCGACUGCAUUCGAGAUGCGUACACGGCCAUUGCUACCUACUACUCUCGCACUACUGAGACCGAAGACAUGGUGGCCCGGAUUCUUGACGACCGCGCGUCACGACUUAUCGAAGAUCAGGUGUUCGCCGACUCUUUCGGUUCCCUUGGAGUCCUUGAUCAUCUCGCUCGGUCACAGGCCCUGUACAUGUAUCAAGCUGUUCGCUUAUUCAACGGAGACAUUCAAAAUCGCGCUCGUGCCGAGGACGCUUUGACGGUCUUGAUAGACUGGGUCACCCAAAUGCUACAAGUUGCGACGGACGAGUUUGGGAAUGGCUUCCAGAGCAGGACUAGUUCUGCCCUGGGAGAGAUCAGUAGCAACAACGCGCUGAUGCUGAGCUGGAGGAUGUGGGUCGUCACAGAGAGUGUCCGGCGGACCUUCCUCGCUGCCAAGAUCCUCGUCGGCGUCUACCUGACCAUCCGUGAUGGCUGCUGCGAAUGCGCCGGAAGCACUUAUUUUACAUCUCGCAAGAGUCUCUGGGAUGCUCCGUCCGCGUAUGUGUGGUCCAAGAUUUGCCAGGAUAACGGCCCCUUGUUCGUCGAGCUGGCGACCUCAGACAUCUUGUUCACUCGAGCCAGGCCCGCUGAAAUCGACGAGUUCUGUCGGCUGGCAAUGUCAGUCACCUUCGGACUUGAGGCUGUAGAGGCUUGGCAUGGAGAAUUGGCUGCUGCAACGCGGCCGCCAUUGGAUUGA